This is a messenger RNA of Odontomachus brunneus, 2570 nucleotides long. RefSeq names its product tetratricopeptide repeat protein 5-like. Lineage: Eukaryota; Metazoa; Arthropoda; Insecta; Hymenoptera; Formicidae. The transcript has 7 exons. Gene Ontology annotation, biological process: cell division. Gene Ontology annotation, molecular function: protein binding. The coding region runs from base 223 to 1584 and encodes 453 amino acids. The record is from RefSeq and is a predicted model, not a curated record.
UUUCUCUCUGCUUAUAAUUAGAUGGACUAACCUCUAUGCUUCUGUGUGUCUUUUGUUUUGACAGUUCGUGAAUGAUAUUUGGGAUAUUGCAAUCGACUGCAUACAAUCCCGAGGGAUUAUGAAUAAAAUUUCCCAUCAUCGAGAAAGCAUAUAACGUGUAAUAAAGUAAUGCUUAAGUAACGAACUGCACGUAGCAAUCCUAUAUAUAAUAGCUCGUGAAGAAUGUCCACGAUUAUAGAUGAUAAGGUUGUCGCAGGUGCGAAAGGUUCAAACGCUGUCAAGGAAGAUCCCAUUGUAGCAUUAACGGAAAGAGUGAAUGCUUUGUAUCUUUUUCGAGAUCGCUACUUUGAAACGCAUUCUAUCGACGAGGCAAUCAAGAAGAAUAGCGAUGUGGAGAAAGAGAUGAAAGAUACAUUGAGCAAGUUCGACGAAUGUAAAGGAUACGAGAUUGAUGGUUCACGUGCGAAUUAUUAUUACUUAAAAGGAAAAGCUCUGAACGUUGUAGAUCGUUUCAUUCCACAAGCAGAAGAACUUUUGAGCAAAGCUGUAAAAUUAGAGCCUAAAUUAAUAGAAGCAUGGAACGAAUUAGGAGAAUGUUACUGGAAAAAUGAUGAUAUACAGCAAGCAAAGAAUUGUUUCAUCGGUGCUCUGCCACAUAAUAGAAAUAAAGUGUCUUUGCGAAAUUUAUCGAUGGUACUCAGACAAGAACAAACUUCAUCUAUGGAACAGCGAAUAAAAAAUAUUCAGCAGGGUGUGGAGUAUGCCAAGGAGGCUGUAAGCCUGGACACAGCAGAUGGCAUAUCUUGGGCUAUAUUAGGCAAUGCUUAUUUGUCUUCCUUUUUCACAGUGGCACAAAGUCCAACUACCUUACGUCUAUGUAUGUCUGCAUAUAUGCAAGCAGAGAAAGAUAUAAUUGCCAGAAGUAAUUCUGAUUUGUUUUAUAAUAAGGGAGUAGCUUUAAAAUAUCAAGAAGAGUAUAACUUAGCGUUACGUUCAUUCGAAAACGCGAUGGCACUAGAUCCAUUAUGGGAAACUCUGCGUAUUAAGCGGGACGAGUUACUACAGUAUCUUAAAGAUAUACAAAAUUCUAUUAAUAACAACGGUUACGUAAAACCAAAACGGCUGCAUCAAAUGAUACGGGCAUUGGAUAUUAAACACUUAGGACCGUACAAGGAUGGAUCGUACACUUCUGGAGAGAAAUCUAUAAAGUUAGACUUGAUUCCAUUGAAAGAACUAGCUCUCGGGUUGAAUACGGGAAAAGUCGUAUUUGGAAAAGUAGUUUGUUGGAUACAGGAUUCGGAUUGCGUCCCAUUCGCUUUUUGUCUGGUCGAUGAGCAGAAAACUUGUAUCGUUGUUACCGUGUACAAUCUAGCUAAAGGCAGAGGAGUCACGGUCGGAGAUUCCGUUGGUAUACCAGAACCUUUUGUCAUACAUCAGAAAUUCUCCUACAUAGAUAAUGUUAGUACGUUAGGAACAAUCGAUAUUAAUCAAAGUGUUUGCCGCUUUUACAAUAUAAUAUUCCUCUUUCUAGGAUUUCGAUUACAGAUCUAUUCGCGUCGAAACACCAGUCAUACUCGUAGUUAAUGGAAGGAAGUUAGGUCGUGAACAGCAAGCCAGUGCAAACUUGCAUACUUUCAAGAAAACGGAUUAACUGAUAAAAUACGUUGAUCGAGCGUUAAAUCACAUAGCGGCCAGGUAUAGAUUUUUCUAUCCUUUUCUAGUAACAUCAAAGAUAAUACGAAAGAGCUCACCAGUAUACUUCAGUCCUUUAAUUUGCUUAAGUAUACUAUGCAUAACACAUGAAUUUAGAAUGAAUAUAUUUUACAAAGUAUUACAUUGGCAAUAAUCAAAAAUAAUCUGCAACAUUAUCUAGAGGAUAUGCUAUGUUACAACAAUUUCAUAUUUUAUAACGACGUACAAAAAAUACUCACAUACAUGUUCUAACCAUCGCAUCUUUGAAAUCAACCAAGAGAAGAUGUCGAUGCACGUGUUACUGUUUAUUGCGAUAUUAAUUAUUUGCGCAAAAAUUAUUUGGCGAACUACAUAUCUGCCAAUUUAUAGAGCUGUAAGACUUUACCCACAUCUUUUACGUUGUAUCUCAAGACAAGAGAGUAAAAACAUCGUAAUAUUUUAUUUAUAUGACGUUUUAAGUCGUAUUGUUAUUUGCUAUUAAAUCAAUCACAAGCGUGACUCGUGAUACGAUUAAAUCGAAAAGAAGAAUACUGAAGUACAAGAUACAAAAGUAUUCUCUUGUUUCAAAUGUCGCAAUUAUAUACAAUUCGCUGACGCGAUGAUGUAUUAGGAAAUCCAUUUCGCAUGAUAUCUUAUACUUGUAUAAUAUCGUUAUGUCAUCUAAUAUAUUGCGAUACAAUAGAACGCAGUUUGUACCAAGCAUCUUUAAAUCAAAGUAUUAAAGAGGAGCAAGUAUUAUUGUGUCCCACUUGUUUCGUCUAAUAUCAAAUUUUAUACAUUAAUAAUAUAGAAUUUCUCAUAACUCUCUCGUCUCUCUUCGUUUUUCGUUUUUAUUAGAUUUUAAAAAAUCGAUAUCGGAUGUUGUGUUCUUCUUGAAA